AUUACAUACCAAGCUGUCAACCAAAAUGCUGUCAAGAAAGUGGUGGUGAAGGGAGAAGAAGAGGUACCAGAAACAGAAAAUUCUGAUAGAACCCGACGUGAUGUGUUUGAUAUUUUCAGGACGGCAGAGAAUUUUUCAAUUCUUGUUCAGGUUGAAUUGUUUGCUGAAAGUGAUAUAACGCGUUUUAACGAAUUAAACUGUUGUGCUACGGUUAUUCCCUUGUCACUUUAUCGAAAACAAGUGUUAUGUGUGGUUUGUAGUUUUAAAAACAUAAAUGGCUGGAAGCAGGAACCCCUUCAACUUUAAUGAAUAUUCACCGGUUAUGGCCGUGCAGCGAAUAAAUUUUGAGUUUGUGUAAAAGUUAGCCAGCCCAAAUGCAUACGAUGGAAGAGAAAAAGGGUCCGCGCUUUGGCGGAUCAAAGGUCUCGGAAAUAGCGAACAUCUUUCAAGCGAAAACGCCCGCGCCGCGAGAAGACUUGAUCGCACCGCUCAGAAAAACGCAGCGACUCAGCCACAGCUCGGAGAAAAUCGACGCUGACAACAACGCGCCGACCGUCACUGUCAUGCGAACCGAAUCGCACGUCACUAGGUUCAACAACGCGAGGGCAAUGUUCGAGAAGCUCGGCGAAGAGCAGCACCACAGCAAGCCGCGCGACAAAGUCGUCAUCCCGCUGCAAUCUACGAGGAGCGCUUCGAACAUCCUCGAUGCACGAUCGCGUGCGAGUUCGGCCUGCAGCGAGACGCGCGACACGAAAUCGCAACAUGGCUCUCGAACGCCGUCUCCAUCUACCGGCGCGCUCGACAACUACAGCAACAGCGUUCCCGCGCUCGACUCGCUCGGCAAAAAGACGAACGGUUUCGCCGAAACAAACACAAACGGCAAGAGCGACGGCAAGCCCGUGCUGCUGAAGAAGCCGGAAAAACCCGAACGAAAAUUCAGCAGCAAGGAGCUGAUAGAGCGACAGCGGAACUGGACGUCGCACUUUUCGAAGACGCGGUCGAGCAGGUACAACAGCGACCCGAACCGAAACGAGGUCCGGCUCGCGGUCAACACCGUCGGGCAGGGAGAGGUUCCCAGCGGGGGGAAAACGACUACUAGGAGCGCGUCUUUCAGCAACAGACUGAAAAGUCCGCCCACGUCGCCGCCUCCGCCUCCAGUGCGUACAGAAGCUUCGAGAAGGCCGAACGUCGUUCGGAAGGAGAGACCGGCUUCGGUCAUUCCUACCACCGACAUUGGUUCCUACGAAACCUUCGUCAGAUCUAGCAAACAAAUCAAAAAAGAUAUCGACGUUGUCGAGCCGAAGAACAGCCUGCUGGUAUCAAAUUCACCUGACAAUGACCUGAACUCCUUGAUAUCCGACGUUUCAAAACCAAACCAGAACUUCGCCAAACCCAAACGUAUUGCCAGCAGAGAAGCCAGCGUAGAAAACGACAAUAACGUCGCCGCCGAAUCGAAUCUGCCACAAAACGUCGUGGUGAAGUCACCGCUUGCUGGUGAGGACAAGGAGAACAGCAGAGAAAAUCUGUCGGUGGCAUCCGGAAGUUUGUCUUCGUUGAGUCCCCCAAGUAGUCCGAGCAAGGUCAAGUCGGAGCAGGAGAAGCAGGAACAGGAAGGGAACGAGAAGUCUCUUUUGGAUAAUGGCGAAAUAAGGAAGACCGACAAUAAGACUGAAGAAAACUUAAUAGUGCCAAGAAGGACGAAAGUCUCUAGUAUUUCUCUGAACAUUCCGGCGGCCGGACUUGGCAGUCGCCCGGCCUCCAUCGUCAGCACCACCACCUCCGACGAAGGGGGCUUCAACGAACCCUCGCCGAAAGUAGAAGCCAAGCUGAAGCCCCACGAAGAGUCCCUCUAUGACUUUCCCAUAACCGAAGAUAAGUCUUUCGAGUCUCCUGAGGACCUGAAAGAACACAAAGACCGCAGUCCUCCAAAACUCACCCCUGCCGAAAUAGAAGCACUGUACGCGGUGCCUCACAAGAAGAUGGUGAAGCCGUCUAUUGUACCGCAGAAUUUGGAAAGCGCCUUCGCCUACGAAGACGAAGUGCCCCAGUACGCGGUUCCCUAUAGGCCCCACAGUCUCAGUCAGCAGAAGUCCAUCACAUCUACGGACUCGGACGUGUCUCAAGUAACGGUAAUACCUCAGAGGCCAAAAACGAAUUCGGUAUUAGCGGAUUUAGACAGGGAGAGCAGCUGCGAGAAUCCUUGCCAAAACGAACCAGAUCUUAUGAGUAGCGAUAGGUUAAGUGCGGAAAAGUCUGAUAGUAGUGAUAGUAAGAAAUCGGAACCGUUCAUCAUGGUCCGCGAAGUUAUACAGAUGUCCGAUAGGGGCGCUAGGACUCAGGUCGUGCAAAAGGCCGAAGCGAACCUGUUGGAUUUGAACGAUGUGGAGUACGCGGACGCUGGGAGCGACCACGAUCAGGAUGGUAGCGUGGUGGAGGAGGAGAAGGUACCUGUUGCCGAUGCUAUGACUCCGGACGAGGCUGAGAAUUUGUUGAGCAACAAGAUUUUGGAGAAAAAAAAUAGGUCAAACAUUUUAUCUGACGAAGAAGCUCAAGAGGUAGCGAAACUCCUAAAUUCUCAAGACAACAAAUCCGACAAAUGGCAUCCGAAUGCGUCCAGUUCGUUGCUGCAAGAUUCCAUGUCUGCCUCCGUGGCCGAUUCCUCGGGACCGGUAUCUCUCAACGAUAGCUUCGGGCCCCCUUCGAUCUUUGAAGAGUCAUUCAAUGAGCAUUUCAUGGAGUCUAGCGAAACGACCAAUCUCCUGAAUUCUGUGAAAAACCAAGAUAGUAGAGGUAAAUACGCUGAAGCUUCGUCUCAGUACUACGAAUCGACGUCUAGUUUGGAUUCGAUGCAGGAUGAGGAGAAGGAAUCUAAGAAUGAUAUAGAUACUAGUGUGUCGGCUACUGACUCUGGUUUGAUAGAUUCCGUUACUAGCUUAUCCGAGGGUAACUAUUUAGAAAGCAAGACUGAUGAAGGAUUUGUUGCGAAACCUAUUCAAAUCAUAGGGGUAGAACACGGAGUGCAUUACUAUGAGGAUGGCCACUUUUGGAUGGAAGUACCUGGUUUACCUCCAGAAGAUGACGAUGAUCUCGAAUAUCCUACAUACGUUCCUAAACCAAACAAAAUUAGCUUUUCGUUAGAACCCAUGAAAGUCUAUUCGACUUUUAGCAUAUCUGAAUACGAUAGGAGGAAUGAAGAUGUCGAUCCGGUCGCAGCAUCCGCGGAAUAUGAACUAGAGAAGAGAGUCGAAAAGAUGGACGUGUUUCCCGUGGAACUGGUCAAAGGGUCUGAAGGUCUAGGUUUGAGCAUAAUAGGGAUGGGGGUUGGCGCGGACGCUGGCCUGGAGAAGCUAGGAAUUUUUGUCAAAACGAUAACUACUAAUGGAGCUGCGGCUAAAGAUGGACGCAUCAGGGUGAACGAUCAGAUAAUUGAGGUGGACGGUAAAAGUUUGGUGGGCGUCACUCAAGCUUACGCCGCCAGCGUUCUAAGGAAUACCUCGGGCUUGGUAAAGUUCAGUAUAGGAAGGGAGAGGGAUCCAGAAAACAGCGAAGUUGCGCAGCUAAUAAAGCAGUCGUUGCAGGCAGAUAGGGAUAGGGAAGAGAGGAGGCAGAGGAUUAUGGAGGCGGAACAGCAGCAUAGCGAAGCAAGCACAGUUCAGUUGACUGGAUCGGCAAACACAAGUGUUAGCGAUGGUCCCACUAGUCCGACUGUCAAUCAAGAAAGCCUUUUCGAGCACGAGCAGGACAACGUUGAAUCUCUAAGAUCUCUACUAGUGGAGACUCAACGAAAAUAUAACAUGUCAGAGCUUGAAGUUAUGCGGCUGAAAAAUAAGCUCAUGGAGCAGAAUGGUGUGAAGCCCGACGAAUCCGAGAAGUUCGAGCAGGUCUCCCAAAGACUGAAAGAAACCGAAAGACACCUCACAACCACCAAGAAGGAAGUGCAGACCUACCAGAACAUGUUGGAGCAGUCUCAAACCCAAUACCAAUCCCUCGAAAAGAAAUACAGCAAAGCCAAGCAGUUGGUGAGGGAAUUCCAACAGAGGGAGCUGGACAUGCUUCACCGGGAGGAUUUCUAUCAGCAGCUGUUGCAGGAGAAAGACACCGAAUACAAUUUGUUGGUGAAGUCGUUAAAGGAUAGGGUUAUCGCUCUGGAACAAGACUUGCUGGAUACACAGAGGAAGGCAGGGUUACCGAUGGUGCUGCCUUAUGAUAACAUCAAUUUGAAGCAGGUUACACCAAAAAUGUCCAAAAGGCAGCCCCCCAAACCCCUGUUCCAGUCGCUACAACCUGAUUUUUCCGAUACGGAAAUAUCAGACGCAAGUCCUGACGAUGACAAAACCGCAACUGUCGAACGAAAAAUGCCUAUAAAAGAGGAAUUUGACAGGGCAGUACCGCCACACGAAUUACUGGAUAUCUCGGCCAGUAAAAGUAAGGCUGAACUUGCAGGAAGGGGUGCCCUAGCUAACAGGCAGCUACCGAGCGUGAAAAAAGGCUCGUUAAGCAACAGCAGCUCAGAUUAUGGUCUCGACGAGAGCUACAACUCCUCUGAUGAAGUUACCGAUUCCGUGUUCGCCCAAGCAAAUGAAAUGAAACAAAAAUCUCACAGCUUGGUCAGCUCAAGACCGACUUCCUUCAACGCUGUCAUCCAGCAACAACAUCAACAACAACACUACUAUUCCGCUCAACAAAACAACGCUCAAGAAUCGCAGUACACAGUGCAAUAUACUCAGGUGCAAAAUACUCAAUCGCAGAAAUCCAGUCAGUACUCGACACAACAGAGUGCCGUUUCGAAUCAGAGUUCGAGCGUAGUCUAUGCCAGCAUCCAGAGGGAGACCAGCACUUUCCAGCAGCCAAGUCCGGAUCCUUGGAGCGACGUCGCUGGAAGGGGAACGGGGAUAGCCGUGGGGCCGCCUUCUUCCUUGGCGGAACAGUUGAAGCAAGUCUUGGCAGAGCGUGAGAAACGUCUCGGCGGUGACAGCACCAGCAGUUCGACGGACGAUCUGAACGACAAAACAACCAAAGACGAUCCCGCCCACCAUCUACUCGAAGAGAUAAGGCAGGCCGUUCACGAAGCGAACGCCAAGGUAAAAAAAGUUGUUCCUGUUACGUUAUCACCCCCAGGUAGCACGCCCUGGCAGCCGCAGACCAACACUUCGCCGACGCCCCCCUCGCCCUCCAGCCUGUCUUCAGGCUCGGUCUCGCCAUCGAGGCACGACGCUUCGUGGGGCACCACCGAUCUCAGUCUGUCGUCUUGCAGCAUCAGCAGCGAUAAGAGGAACACGAAUUUCUGGCAGUCGGUUCCGAUUCUAGAUUGGAACAAGGAUCAAGUCUGCCAGUGGCUCCUCGCCAUCGGAAUGGAGCAGCAUGUUAGCAAAUUUGCGGAGUUACAAGUAAAUGGAAGCGCACUGCUGCUGCUGACAUCGGCGGAUUUCAAAAUAUUAGGAAUCACUAGCGACGAUAAGAAUCGUCUCAAAAGAAAAAUUAAAGAUCUCAAACUACAAGCAGAGAAGGAAAGGAAGCAGAUGGAAAGGGAUCGAAAGGAAAAGGAAAAAUUGCAGAAAAAGGCUGAGAAGGCAAACAAGAGAAAGUAGAUGUUUGAAAAUCGAUGUAUUAACAGGGAAUUUUCUUUUAAUUCUGACUCGGUAAUUAGGUUCUGAGAAGCUGAGUCAAGCCAUAAUUUCAUAGAUAUUUGAUAUGAAGAGUGCCAGAUACAUUUGAGAAUACAGUUGAUAUUAGUUGUUGUACAGCUUGUUCCAAAUUAGUUUAUGAAAUGGAAUGUUCUAACAAGUUUUUUGUAACUCUAUAUUGAAAACGUUUAUUCAAUAGUUAAAUUUUAUAUUUUUAUAAGCAGAACGGCCUAUUUUGAAAUAUUUUCUUGUACAUGAAAGUUAACAAGUAGAAUUCGGUUACUUUCCUUGCCUCUUUUCUGGGACAGGCUGAACUUCACACAAAUUCCUUUUAGAAAUUAUCCGUAUUAUGUAUUAUAAAAUGUGCUCGUGUUAGUGUGGUAUGUAGUAAUACCUUGUAAAUAUUAAAGAAAGUUGGGUAUGACGUAUGAUUUUAAAACAUUUCAAACUUACCUACUUGUAUUCAAACAUCAAUAUUCCUGUCUACAAGUUUUUUAAGUUCCUUUUUUGGAUGACUCCAAUGACUGGCUGAUCUCCAACAGCUUUUCAGAAGAAUAGUUUUACAAUAGGUUAAGUAUAAUUUAUUUUUCUGUCAAUUUUAGUAUUUUAUUUCCUUUGAAUUUUUUAUACUAACUUUGUGAUAAUCACAAAAUAUUUUGUAAUUUUAGAAUUUAUAUUUUAAAUGAAAAUAUGUGAUCAUUGUAAGAUAAAAUCUGUUAUAAUUUAUUGAAUUAUGUUAAUUAUUGUUUUCUUAUGUUUCGUUUUAUUCUUUUAUAUUAUAUUUUACAGAAUCUUUAAUCAAGAUUUUUUUAACGUGUUUUAUCGUCUUUCAUGAAGAGUUCUUCACAGUUUUCCUUCCUCAUUACUAGAAGGGAUAAUGUCCAAUGAUCUAUCAAUCCUAUCACUGUCUCUGUUGAGAUUGAAUUUAUAUGACAAUAUCACUAUUUUGUCGAAAAAAUGCUGAGUUCUUUAAAGUUUUUGUGCAUGUUUUAUGUUCCUUACUUAAAGUUCAGCAUAUUUUGGGAACACUGUGAAUAACCUCUUUUUAUACAGUAAUUGUAGUACAAACGUAAAUCAAAGUUUUUUACAUGCUUUUCUCCAGUCCGGUAAACUAUUUUGUUGGGACCAAUUCCUUUUUUUCAAAACUACCCAUUUGAACUUGAAAACUUGUUUUGCUCAAUCUCUUGUCCUUUCAAAUUUUCAAUGCCAUCCAAGGCAGCUUUAUGAUUUUAUUGGGUUUUUUCUGAUAUUUUGUAAUUUACAAAUCAAAUUGUAGAAUCAUGAAUAAAUGACAAUGUAUUUAUA
Messenger RNA from Leptinotarsa decemlineata (Colorado potato beetle), 6929 nucleotides. RefSeq names its product protein phosphatase 1 regulatory subunit spinophilin (gene Spn). Gene Ontology annotation, biological process: calcium-mediated signaling; neuron projection development; actin filament organization. NCBI's taxonomy places the organism in Eukaryota, Metazoa, Arthropoda, Insecta, Coleoptera, Chrysomelidae. Gene Ontology annotation, molecular function: actin filament binding. Gene Ontology annotation, cellular component: postsynaptic density; dendrite; actin cytoskeleton. The record is from RefSeq and is a predicted model, not a curated record.